This is a messenger RNA of Eruca vesicaria subsp. sativa (arugula), 1119 nucleotides long. The record is from the annotation of a GenBank genome assembly. NCBI's taxonomy places the organism in Eukaryota, Viridiplantae, Streptophyta, Magnoliopsida, Brassicales, Brassicaceae.
AUGGUAGAUUGGUCGUUACUUCCUAAAGACUUGCUGGAACUAAUCAACGGUCGUUUUGAGACAUGUUUUGAGGCUGUUCACCUCCGCUCUGUCUGCAGCUUGUGGCGUUCAGCCAUACCUCGACGCAGUUAUAAACAGAGCUUAAGCGUUGACUACCUUCUCCCUAUUUUCAGUGACAACCCUCGGUUUAGAGGCGAUAAGAAUUGCAUACUUAAAAAGAUUCCAAAUUUUCUUCUCAGAUACCAGACUCCCUUUGGUGCUGAUUGUUUGAUUGUAGGGAUCAGCGAGAGUAUCUACGACAAACAGAAGUUGGUGUCGUCACUACCAGGUUUUGGUUUCACGUCUGAAUAUGGGAUGGUGCUCAACACUCUUAGUUCCCAAAUCAUCCCCUUGGAUCAUCACUACGUGAUAAAGUUCAAUGCUACAACAACUAUACGCUAUAUAACAAUGAGACGGGAUUUUUCCGAAAGAGUAGCGUUUCUUAGUGAAGAUGGUGGAGAUUUCACAGUGGUAGCUGGAGUGUUGGAUACAUUAAUGAUGUAUAGAAGCAGUGAAGAGAGGUGGAUAAAAAUCGAGGGUCAGUUUAGAUCAUAUCAAGACAUGGUUUCAUUCAAAGGCAGGUUUUAUGUUGUUGAUAAGAGUGGAAGGGGACGUGUCUUUGUUAUCGAACCUUCUUUAGAAGUUAGCGAGAUCCGUUCAGUCACGCAGGCCCACGAAUGUUAUUGGGAGGCACUGGUUGUCUCAGGAGAUGCUGAACUCUUGCUGGUGCAGCGAUUUACACCAAGGGGGUAUCAUGAUGAAAAUAUGCAUACGUGGUUCAGAUUGUUUAAGCUCGAAGAGGGAGACCAGAGGAGAUGGGUUCGGGUUAGUGACUUGGAGGAACGGGUAGUGUUUCUUGGGAUUAACAGAAACUUUUGUUAUUCGGCAAAGGAGAUUCCUGGUGUGAAAGGGAACUGCGUUAUGUUCAUCGAACCAAAUAGUAAUACCAUCCCUGAUAGAAUCCUUGUGUUUGACUUAGGUACCAAAAAGACCACUCAGGAUUCUACCUUAUGCAGAGGCAUGAGCAGCAUGCUCAGCGAAAAUAGAGAAUCAGUUAGCAUCGGUGAUGCGUCAGCUUAG